AAAUAAACACAAAAGGUAAGUCAACAUUCCAUUUGAAUCAGCAUAUUCAUCCGCUCUCUUCGGUCAAUUGAAACUUCGAGCAGUUAACAAAAUGCAAUCGCUGACUUAUUUGAUGAUAUUUUGUGUAAUUCAUGUUCAGGCAGAAAAUUAUACAGAUACAGAAAUACGAGAAGACGAGUUGCCCACUAAAGUUCAACAGAGAAAUUUGAUAGACACUGGCAGAGAGCUUUGCGGUUUGAUCCGAGAUGUGGUUUCGACAGAAGCAAGAGAAUCUGAGAAUGCAGUUCAAAAAGAUGUCGAGAUGAUGAUAUCUAGAGCUAGAGAAAUUAUAAGUUUGAAACAAGAAAACUUCGAACUCAAACAUGCAUGUGCGAGAAAGGACAUAAAAUCGAGAGGAAUAAUUAAAUCAAUUCCUAAAUUGAAAGAAGAGGUAGAUGCAGCUUUAACAGAAUGCCAGUCUUCAGUAACCGACCAAACGUCUAUAAUUGCGAAUAAAAUAGUGGAGGACGCUUCCGCACUGGAACAGAAGGGUCAAGAUAUCAUGAGUGAAUUCUUUGAAUGCAGCAAGAAGGGGAGUUGGACAAUGUUCGCUUGCUACAAGAAAACAAUCGGAGCCAAGAUAUUUCCUCUCAAGGAGUUCCUAAUGGAUACUGUGAGAGCACACAGCAGGGCCCAUACGGACUUUUUGACGGCCAGAAACAACGCAGCCAAUUGCUUGAACAAACAAUUGCGAGAUUAUGACAAUAAAUUAGAAUCGAUGUACAAUUCAUUCAAAUAGUGAUAUGAAAACAUAACCGUAAUAUCGUCAUAACCGAAAAAUCUGAAAGUAGAUUUUUAUUAUAAAUUAUACAACACAAUGUUUAGUCAAUAUAAAACAGUUGUUUGGGUA
Molecule: messenger RNA, 889 nt
Organism: Coccinella septempunctata (seven-spotted ladybird)
Lineage: Eukaryota; Metazoa; Arthropoda; Insecta; Coleoptera; Coccinellidae
Exons: 3
Coding region: 92-778 (228 amino acids)
Source: RefSeq, a predicted model, not a curated record